UAUCCAUUGAAACGCCUGGCGCUUGUGUCCAUUCAGUAGCUCGCAGUGACAGAGAACGCAUCUAGGACUAGAGCAGCGGAGGACGCAGCGUUGCUUUCUCCGGGAUAGACAUCGAAGGGAAAUUAAACUACGAGGCCUUGUGCUUGCGCGAGACGUCUGCGAUCGAUAUUCGACUGGAAAUCUAGAUCGAGUCGUGUGAAAAUCGACGGCGAGAGAAGAGAGGUUAUAUAACAAGAAGACAACGUCAGUGGCUCGCGCACUCACUGGUUAGUGUGAGUCAUUGAUAAAUGCACGCAGUUGCAUGAAUGAGUAGAGCGAGUCUGCGCUUGACUCUCGAGGCAAAACCCGAGGAUUUUAACCAUCUCGACGGUGCAGAAGAGACUUUGACUUGAGAAUAUCAAUGCUACGGGCUUGAGACGUCCACGGCCUCUUGCAGCAGCGCGUCUUCUCCGCAGUUUAAGAUCUCCCGGUAGCGCACCGUAUUUCACUAAUGCUUGAUAAGUUCAAACCCGUGCAGUUCGAUUCGGUCAUGGCCAUAAGCAAGACUGUAGAGUGGAUGAAGGAGCAGCUGGAGACGCGCAGGGACUGCUUGCUCGUUAUGGACUGCCGAGCGCAAGGGCUCUACGAAUCGUCGCACGUCGAAACGGCCAUUAACGUGGCCAUCCCGAGCCUCAUGCUCCGGCGACUCAAGAAGGGCAACCUGCCCAUCAAGUCUCUGCUUUCCAACGGGGAAGACAGGGAGAGGUUCGCGCGGAGGUGCAAGACGGACACUAUCGUGUUGUACGACGAGUACAGCCGAGAGUGGAAUGAAAACAUCGACGGCGGCUCCGUGUUGGGUUUACUGCUGAGGAGAAUGAAGGACGAGGGCUACAAGGCUUUCUAUCUUGAGGGUGGCUUCAGCAAAUUUCAAGCUGAAUUCCCCACUAUGUGUGAGACGAACCUCGACGGUUCCUCCAGCAGCAGUUCACCGACCUCCCAGGUUCUGGGUCUCGGAGGGCUUCGGAUCAGCUCUGACUCCUCGGACAUCGAGUCAGACAUCGACCGUGACCCAAGCAGCGCCACCGACUCGGACGGCAGCCCUCUUUCCAACCCCCAGCCCUCGUUCCCUGUGGAGAUCCUGCCGCAUCUGUAUCUGGGCUGCGCGAAGGACUCCACAAACCUGGAUAUACUGGAGGAGUUUGGCAUCAAGUACAUCUUGAACGUGACCCCUAAUCUUCCUAACAUGUUCGAGAACGCCGGGGAGUUUAAGUACAAGCAGAUUCCCAUCUCCGAUCACUGGAGCCAGAAUCUCUCUCAGUUUUUCCCAGAAGCCAUCAGCUUUAUUGAUGAGGCCCGUGGACAGAAAUGUGGCGUUCUCGUUCACUGCCUGGCCGGUAUUAGCCGUUCCGUCACAGUAACGGUGGCGUACCUCAUGCAGAAGCUCAACCUGUCCAUGAACGAUGCGUACGACAUAGUCAAGAUGAAGAAGUCUAACAUCUCGCCCAAUUUUAACUUCAUGGGCCAACUUUUGGACUUUGAGCGUACUUUGGGACUCAAGAGCCCGUGCGACAACCGAGUAGCAGCUCCGACCCAACCGUUGUACUUCACCACUCCGACCAAUCACAACGUUUUCCAGUUGGACCCUCUCGAGUCCACGUGAGGUCCUGCCCUGACCUGAAUUGACCGUGCAUUUCUUUGUUUCGACACCUGUCGAGGGGUUCCUGACGUUAUUGAUGUUGGCUUGAGACGACAGCCGACCAGAGUAGCCACUGAUGGGGCAUGCGGUUGCCCAGAGCUUCUACGAUGCUGUUUAACGGAGAGAGAUCAUGUGACUCUAUAUCUCCAAGACUCUUUAAAGUAGUACGUUUUAUAUAAAUAUCCAUAUAUAUACAUAUUCAAGCAUGGAAAAGACUGUCGAAAAUGGAAAGAACAUUUGAUAUAUUGGGGCUGGUGUGCCAAAGAGACUUGACUGGAACUGAACAAUUACAAAUACUCCAUUUGUUUUGUUUAGCACUUGCACCUUAACAUUUUUUUUAGGUGUGCUCUUUUUGUCUUCAAUGAAGACUUGCCUGUUUUUGGGACGAGACUCCCCUUCGGUAAUGAUGGCAGAGUGUACUGUACUCCAACUUAUUUGUGUGGAGAAGUUUUUAAAACAUUUAUACAUGUGUAUAUUAAGAUGUUGGUAAGCCUUGCAGUAGUUAGAAUAUAGCCGUUUUAAAGGAAUGGCUGUAGAUUUUUCUUCUCUUUUUCAUCCUCUUUAUGUAAACAAUCUGAAUAUCGCUCAAUAUUAUCUUUAUCGACGAGUUAAAUGCCAAAAAUUUGAACCGGUUUUUGCAAUGUGUAUAUGUAUAAUAUAUUUCCAGUUUUGCUUUACGGAUCGAUUCCGCCUUUCCCAGCCUUUUAAUCACCAUCACAGAUCAAAGUUGUCAUCCUCCUGCCUUAGUUCUGUACAUAAGAGUCUUAUUGUGUGGUAACCUUUCAGAGCAGUUCCCAUAAGCUGUUUCUUUUCACCACUUCUCUUUUAAUGGACCCAACCAUACGAGCUUGCACGUUAAGAAGGAUCAUCCAAACUUUUAAAUGUACGAGGCAUUCCUCGAAUGCUAUUCAGUUGGGUUUCAGAUGCAUGCCCAUUUAGGACCCAUACGCCUUUAUACUACUCGUUUUUUGUAAUUUUUCUGCGACAUCAAAGGGUUGAAGCAAGUAACGUUGAUUUUUUUUGUGUGUGCAAGGAUUUGAGGUCUGUGUUGACAAAGCUGGGAGAACGUUGCGUGUCUCCAGUUCAGGGAAGUUCUGUGACAUGCAGUUUUUUUUUGUGAGAAAAGUGAUGGUUUUCAUGAGGGUUUUGUUGCCCUUCAAAGCAAAGGCCUGAUUGGGGAGAGGGGCUUUUACAAAACCACUCCCCCCCAAUUUUACGAAUGUAAAGAAAUGAUAAGUUAUUAAUAAAUUGCUAUUUUGUCUAUUCAAAUCUA
Molecule: messenger RNA, 2948 nt
Organism: Carassius auratus (goldfish)
Lineage: Eukaryota; Metazoa; Chordata; Actinopteri; Cypriniformes; Cyprinidae
Gene: dusp6
Product: dual specificity phosphatase 6
Exons: 3
Coding region: 491-1639 (382 amino acids)
Biological process (GO): regulation of heart growth; peptidyl-tyrosine dephosphorylation; negative regulation of ERK1 and ERK2 cascade
Cellular component (GO): cytosol; cytoplasm
Molecular function (GO): MAP kinase tyrosine phosphatase activity; protein tyrosine/threonine phosphatase activity; MAP kinase tyrosine/serine/threonine phosphatase activity
Source: RefSeq, a predicted model, not a curated record